This is a messenger RNA of Juglans regia (Persian walnut), 769 nucleotides long. RefSeq names its product dynein light chain LC6, flagellar outer arm-like. The transcript is spliced from 3 exons. The record is from RefSeq and is a predicted model, not a curated record. Gene Ontology annotation, biological process: microtubule-based process. Gene Ontology annotation, cellular component: dynein complex. Gene Ontology annotation, molecular function: dynein light intermediate chain binding; dynein intermediate chain binding. Bases 227 to 547 code for a protein of 106 amino acids. NCBI's taxonomy places the organism in Eukaryota, Viridiplantae, Streptophyta, Magnoliopsida, Fagales, Juglandaceae.
AAAAAGCGAGAGACCAACCCAUUAACAUUACAUUCGAGACCUUUGUUCCCUUUUCCAGUAGUCUCUCAUCCUUUUCCUCUGCACAUUUUCCUCACUCUCUCUCUCGUUGCCCUUCGCUCAAACUUCCUUUCGAACAAAUGAAAAACUGAAAUAAUAGCCGCUGAUUGAAGAGAUUAGAGGCUUAGUCCUCCGAGUGAUGAGGGUCUGAACCAGUGAAAGGAAAGAAAUGGAGGGUGCAGAGGAGGAGCUGGAGAGGAGGAGCAAGUUCCUCAACGGUUUGAUACAGAAGAAGAAAGCGAUUGAUCAGCAAGAGCAGCAUGACCGCCUGAACGUGCGCGUUAGAGCCUGUGACAUGCCGCUUCCUUUACAGAACUGUGCCUUUCGCUGCGCACGUGACCAACUCGACUCCAUGCCCGGCAAGCUUGACAGUAAACGCCUCGCCCUCGCGCUUAAGAAGGUAGCAAUUACCCGGACAUUCUCAACACGUUAUUUCUUUGGACAAUGGAAUUUGACUCUUCAUAUGGUCCAGCUUGGCACUGCAUCGUAGGAACUAGCUUUGGCUCAUAUGUCACACAUUCCUUAGGGGGCUUCUUGUAUUUUUCAAUCGACAAGGUUUAUAUCCUUCUCUUCAAGACUGCUGUUGAGCCUUUAGAACAUUGACAGCUUUAAACUUGAAUGUAUUCAACUGUGUGUUUUAUGAAAUCAAAUACCUCCACUGUCAAUUUAUAUGUGGAAUGAUAAACUAAAAUUCAUAAACAGCUGUAUUGUC